AUGCAUCUGUGCGUCCGCAUGCGGUGUGCUCUGAGGAGUCUCUCCGUUCUAUGCCUUUUUUUGGUACUUGCGACUGCGACAGUUUCCGCGGAACGACUUAUGGCCGGGUGGGAUCCAUUCGCAGUGGCGGAAGAAGAGGGGUUAUUGAAACAAUUAAACAGCCUGCCGCAGUUUAACGCCAAAAGCUGGUUGAAGGAAGGUGCUUCUUCCCGUGGCGGCAAACCGACUGUCCCCGUCAAUACGCAGGUUGUUGUUAAUGUGCCGACAGCCACUGGGGAGCGACGAUUUGUGCUCUAUGUUCCCGAUUCUUACAUGCAAAACGGCAAUUCAACGGCCGCGCUUCAACUUUACUUUCAUGGCCUAAAUGACCAGUGCGACAGGUUUUUGAAUGCCAUAAAUGUCAUUGAGCACGCGAAGAAAACAGGAUUUGUACUGGCAAGUCUCUGCGGCUCCGAGGGAGCUAUCGGGACCGCGUGGAACGCCGGUACCUGCUGCGGCUUCUUCUCGGAGAAGCAACCCGACGACUUUGACUUUGCCGAGAAAGUUGUAGAGUCUGUUUCAGCCAGUUUGGGUGUUCAUUUCACAAGAGUGAUGGCUGUUGGCUUCAGCAAUGGAGCCAUGAUGGCGGAGGGACUCGGUUGCCGGAAACCAAAGCUGAUUCGCGCCGUUGUGUCUGUCGGCGGUGUUGUUGUCCUGCGCCCCGGGAAUGAAGCCGGUCUCAAUGAGUGCAGCCGUGCCCUUCGCACAGACAACGAGGAGGGCUACCGUCCAAGUGUGUUGAUGGUGCACGGCAACCUGGACGUCGUUGUUCCCAUGGACGGCGACAGAUUUUUGGGCUUCCCGCCGCUGAACACCAAUGUCAGGUCCUGGGUGGAAUCCAAUGGCUGCAAGAAAGCCCCCAAGACCUUGAACACCUCCAACUACGAAACCCGAGUUUACACGGACUGCACAUCUGUCUCCGAUGAAUUUGAUUCUCGCAUUAAAAGUUAUUGGAUUCGCGCCAAAAGUGCCAUUAAGGAAGGUCUAACCGGUCAGAAAACCUCUUCUACCCGUCAGUCUAUUGUGGAGUUUGUGCUCGCACUUCAGGAAGGCCAUAGUUGGCCUUCGGACAAGGAAUUCUCGACAACAGAACACAUAUUUGAUUUCGCUCAGCGCGUAUUCUUCAGUGGUUAA
This is a messenger RNA of Trypanosoma cruzi, 1173 nucleotides long. RefSeq lists its product as uncharacterized. The transcript has a single exon. Bases 1 to 1173 code for a protein of 390 amino acids. The record is from RefSeq and is a predicted model, not a curated record. Lineage: Eukaryota; Euglenozoa; Kinetoplastea; Trypanosomatida; Trypanosomatidae.